This is a messenger RNA of Lentinula edodes (shiitake mushroom), 3066 nucleotides long. RefSeq names its product protein prenylyltransferase. The transcript has 9 exons. Gene Ontology annotation, biological process: mRNA splicing, via spliceosome; generation of catalytic spliceosome for first transesterification step. The record is from RefSeq and is a predicted model, not a curated record. Gene Ontology annotation, cellular component: post-mRNA release spliceosomal complex; Prp19 complex; U2-type catalytic step 2 spliceosome. NCBI's taxonomy places the organism in Eukaryota, Fungi, Basidiomycota, Agaricomycetes, Agaricales, Omphalotaceae. Bases 37 to 3012 code for a protein of 991 amino acids. Gene Ontology annotation, molecular function: protein binding.
GUGAUAGAAUUUGCUGCUUGAACCUUCUCGUCCAACAUGCCUUCGGUCGCCUCCAAAAUACCGUCUGCGGAUGAACUAAAAGCCCUUUUCCCUUUAACCCUUCCCAUUCCAACGCCUGACACGACUCCCGACCUCAUCACCCCCAAAGACUUUUAUCGCGAAGAAAAUCUCCUCCGGAAUCCUCAGUCUUUCCAAGCAUGGUGGUCGGCAAUACACACUGCACGAGAAUCUUAUGCCGCUGAGAUCAAACUUGAACGCUCAGAUCUUCCAGAGUCAAGCGUCGCGUUACUGGGUCCUCUCGCGACACCGCUUGCUAGAAUUUCGUUCCAACGACUAACUUACUUGUACGAAUCAGCACUAGUACACUUUCCAAACUCGUUCAAGAUGUGGAAAUCCUAUCUAAUAAUGCGUAUGUCCUUUGUGCUGGGCAAACAAGUCGUCAAGAAGAGGGCCGGCGGCAGGAAAAAGUUCCCUGAAAUGAAGGAUGCUCUGGUGGAUGAGCGGGAGGAUCUUGAACAGUGGGAAGGGGGUCUCAACGGUAUAAUAGGUUGGGAGGAAUGGAAAUCACUGAUAGCAACCUUCGAGCGUGCUUUGAUGUGGGUACCAAAUCUACCCCGAUUAUGGCUCAUGUAUCUCUCAAUUUUUUUUCACCCAAUGUGUCCGCCUAUCGUCUCCUAUACCCAUGCACGGCAUACAUUUGAUCGAGCUUUACGAACCCUUCCUCCAUCUCUUCAUUCCCGUAUAUGGGUCCGCUACCUACUAUGGGCAGAAUCCAGAGGCGGCCCUACCCUUGUCGCAGUCUAUCGACGCUACAUUUCCGUCGACCCAAGCGUAACGGAAAACUUUACCCAUCUCUUAUUGCAUCCCAUCGACGGAAAGGCACGUCCGCUUGAAGCCGCCAAACUACUACUUUCGCUAGCGCGAAAGGCUGCUAAGGGAGAGUAUCAAAGCCCCGAGGGUAAAAGUCCAUACCAACUACUUGGUGAUUGGAUCGACGUCGUUGAAAAGUUCUCGGACGAAGUUGGCCUUGAUGUUGAAGAGACACUGCAAUCCAAUGCUGCUGUGGCUGAGACAGAUGCGAAGGAAACUGAAACUGAAGCCGAGGCUGCACCCGCUUCUGUCGAUGGAAAACUCAUCCGAAUGGCAGGCCCCGCUGUAGCAGUUGACGCUGAUGGGAAAGCUCUACCUCCUUACGAUGAAGAUACAGACUUCAAGAGUCCACGAAAGCUUAACAUUGAGCAAAUCAUUCACAAGGACGGUUUCGCCGUGUACAAAGAUCAGGCAGGGCGGCUUUGGACUGGGCUUGCAACGUAUUGGAUCAAACGUGGAGAGUUUGAUCGUGCCAAGGAGACGUUCGAGAAGGGACUUGAUUCAGUCCUGACGAUACGGGACUUUACGCAAAUUUUCGAUGCAUACGCUGAAUUCGGAGAAUCGUUGAUCAGUGCUAUGAUGGAGAGUCUUGCAGAUGAGGAAGAUGAGGCAGAGGCUGCGGAAACGGAGAAGGAGCUCGAUGUGAGGAUGAAAGAGUUCGAAGAGCUCAUGGACCGGAGACCAUUCUUGAUCAACGGCGUGUUGAUUCGACGGAAUCCUAACGAUGUGCAGGAAUGGGAAAAGCUGGUGGCUCUUCAUGGAGACGAUGACGAAAAGGUAGCCAAGACCUACACCAAGGCGCUAGAAACCGUCAAUCCUCGGAAAGCAACCGCCAACCUCCACCGAUUAUAUGUAAACUUUGCUAAGUUCUAUGAAGAGGGUGGGAUAACUGGCCAGGCAGAACCAGAUCUUGAUAGCGCGCGCAAAAUUCUCGAAAAGGGUACGAAGAUCAACUUCAAAACAGUAGAAGACUUGGCGGAAAUCUGGUGUGAAUGGGCGGAACUGGAGAUCCGUCAUGAUAACUACGAUGAGGCGAUCCGUGUUAUGCAGCGUGCUGCUGCUAUCCCCAAGAACACGAAGAUAAACUAUCAUGAUCAUUCUCUAUCUGCACAGACGAGGUUGUUCAAAUCUCUCAAGCUCUGGUCAUUUUAUGUUGACCUGGAAGAAUCUAUCGGCACAGUGGAGACCACCAAGAUGGUCUAUGACAAGAUUCUUGACCUUCGAAUCGCCAACGCCCAGAUAAUUGUUAAUUAUGCUGCAUUCUUGGAAGAAAACAAAUACUACGAAGAAAGCUUUAAAGUUUACGAUCGAGGCGUAGAGCUUUUCACGUUUCCCAUCUCAUUCGAAAUCUGGAAUAUCUACCUGGCAAAAUUCGUGAAGCGUUACAGUGGCUCUAAACUCGAGCGUGCACGAGAUCUAUUUGAGCAAGCGCUUGAAAAAUGUCCUCCAAAAUCUUGUAAACCUAUAUUCUUGAUGUACGCCAAGCUGGAGGAGGACUAUGGGCUUGCUAAACGCGCGAUGUCGAUAUAUGACCGUGCGACACAGGUUGUGGCGGAUGAGGAUCGGUUUGAGAUGUUCACGAUAUAUAUCGCCAAAGCUACCGCAAAUUACGGUCUACCUGCAACACGUCCUAUCUAUGAACGAGCUCUUGAAGUUCUACCCGAUCGUCAAACCGCCGAGAUGUGUCUCCGAUUCGCUGCUCUCGAGCGCAAACUUGGCGAAAUCGAUCGAGCACGGGCUAUCUAUGCUCACGCCUCACAAUUCUGUGACCCCCGCGUAAACCCACAGUUCUGGUCAGAGUGGAACGCGUUCGAGUACGAGACAGGAUCGGAAGACACGUUUAGGGAGAUGUUGCGAAUCAAGCGGAGCGUGCAGGCACAGUUCAACACAGAGGCGAGUUAUAUCGCGGCGCAAACUAUGGCUGCUCAACAAGGGACACGUCAAGCUGACAAUAAUGCAACGGAAGAGGCUUCUGAUGCGAUGGCGGCUGCGGAGAGAGAGGCUGGUAGUGCGCCAUCGUUUGUUGCUGCUAAACAAACUGCUUUGCAUCCACAACCACAACCUGAUGCUGCCGCUUCCGCGACUGCGACGACAGCUGCCAAUGUAGACGAAAUACAUAUCUCAGAUGAAGAAGAUUUAUGAUUCAUUCCUGUGUCGUUGUAUUUCAUAUCUACGUAGUGUACAACUUCAUAUAUU